AUGGCCGACACAACAGAAAAAUACGACCUCGCCAACACAACCACAAACGGCUCCUCCCCACUCCAACAAACACAAACCAAACCUGCCUCCGCGCCCUACGAAAACGGCCACUACGGACCUCUCGCGCACGUCAACACAGCCGAGUACCGUCUCCCAGCCUUCGGAGGCGAGUUCCAGCCGGGUCUGUACCGGUCGCCGAAGAACCGCAAGAUCGGCAACCCCGCGCCGCUGGGUCUCUGCGCUUUCGCCCUGACGACUUUCAUCCUGGGUUGUAUACAGAUGCAAGUGCGCGGCAUUACCCAGCCGAAUAUUAUUGUUGGGUCGGCGUUUGGGUAUGGUGGGUUGGUGCAGUUGUUGGCUGGGAUGUGGGAAAUGGCCGUGGGAAACACCUUCGGCGCAACGGUUCUGUCCUCCUACGGUGGAUUCUGGAUCUCCGUCGGCAUCACCUUCACACCGGGUGGCUUUGAGGUCAUGUCAUCGUUAGAGAAAGUCGACGGCGGCCAGACAAACAUGUUCUACGACAGUUUCGGCCUGACCAUUAUGGGCUGGUUCAUCUUCACAACGAUCAUGCUCUUCUGCACCUUCAAAUCAACCGUCGCCUUCUUCACCCUCUUCCUCGUCGUCGACAUCGCCCUCCUGCUGCUGGGUCUGGCCUACCUGCUGCGCACGCCGACGGGCAUGCCGAACCCGAACCUGUCCCAAGCGGGCGGCUUCUUCGCGAUCCUGGGCGCUUUCCUCGCGUGGUACAACGCCUUUGCGGGUAUCGCAGACGACAGCAACAGCUUCAUCCUGCCGCCUGUGGUGCACUUCCCGUGGUCGGAGAAGGGCCGCGAGGCGCGCUUGGAGAAGCAGAAGAGUGCUGUCAGUACGGGGGCUGUAUGA
Molecule: messenger RNA, 882 nt
Organism: Aspergillus candidus
Lineage: Eukaryota; Fungi; Ascomycota; Eurotiomycetes; Eurotiales; Aspergillaceae
Product: acetate uptake transporter family protein
Exons: 3
Coding region: 1-882 (293 amino acids)
Cellular component (GO): plasma membrane
Molecular function (GO): acetate transmembrane transporter activity
Source: RefSeq, a predicted model, not a curated record